AUGAGUGAUAAUGCUCGAUAUAAUUAUGGUGAUCAUAUCAACAUUGGGUUCAGCAAGUUCGAAUUUCUGCAAUCGAAACAACGCGAGAUAAAACUUGAACAAAAGUAUAAUCUAACUGCCAUAUUACUUCAUUGGAAACGAUCAGCAAGUGUUGCGAGAGCCGUAAAUUAUUUACUUGAUUCAAAUCUUUUCAAAGAAAUUAUCAUUUGGAAUAAUAAUCCAGACAUAAACCUUCAUAAAACUAUAUUUGAAAAAAAUAACCAUUCAUUAGAUUCUAUUCGUAUAAUCAAUUCAAAAGAGAAUCUUAAAGAUGAAGCCAAAUAUCAUGCAUGUGCUGAAGCAAACACUAUGGGUUGCUUCUAUGCCGAUGAUGAUUGGGAUACAUCAUUCUAUCUGAAAAGCCUCAUAGCUGAUUUUCGAAACGAUCCAUAUAUCUUGCAUUCUGUUACUGAUCCGUACACAUUCUAUGCAAAUUUGGUAUGGACCUAUUUCGAUAGCACCAUCAAUUUACAUGCUGGUUUUUCAUGGAUUGGUUGUGGAAGUAUUUUCUUACGUGAAUAUGCUCAACGACAUAUUCAUUACUUACAAUUUUAUUUGAAAAAUAAUCGUCAUUUGAUUUACUUUAGUGAUGUAUUUUUUUCUAUUUGGCUCAAUGAUAUUCCAUCACAAUUCAAUAUGAAUAUUCGUAAUCUACCUGCCAAUAAUGGCUAUGUGACACAAUGGGCCGAAGAUAUGCAAUACGUUGGUACAUUCCAAUAUCGUCUGAAAGGCUUUCGUGAUCCACCGGUUGAUUAUUACGGUCGCCCGUUCUACCUCUUUGCCGAAUCACGGAAAUCGUCGAAACCUCUCUGCUUUGGUUCGAUUACUCGUCUUCAGGCAAUGUUCAACUGGAUUCGCGAUUUCUUCGACAUGUAUCCUCAUCAGCCAAAAUUUUCGUAUCUUUUCCAUUCUGAUUAUUCGCAUAAUUCAAACAAUCGUAUACCGUAUGCCGACAAUGAACUAUUAGCUUUUCUUCAAAUGAUGCAAACACAUAAUUAUCUCGAUCGCACAAUUCUCAUUAUCAUGACUGAUCAUGGUGCUCGAUAUGCAUCAUUGCGAAAUACCUAUCAGGGUAGAUUGGAAGAACGUUUACCUUUCAUGUCCAUUCGAAUGCCGCCCGAAUUUCAAGCUCAAUAUCCGACGAUCAUGAGAAACCUACGUUUGAACUCACGUCGUUUGACGACACCAUUCGAUCUUCACGAAACAUUCGAACAUCUUUUUAUGUUUCAUUCGCUCGUUCCUUAUCAAUCGUGA
Rotaria sp. Silwood2 is the source of this 1293-nucleotide messenger RNA. The record is from the annotation of a GenBank genome assembly. Lineage: Eukaryota; Metazoa; Rotifera; Eurotatoria; Philodinida; Philodinidae.